Messenger RNA from Schistosoma intercalatum, 1186 nucleotides. The record is from the annotation of a GenBank genome assembly. Lineage: Eukaryota; Metazoa; Platyhelminthes; Trematoda; Strigeidida; Schistosomatidae.
CGAACCCUUCGAGUCCUUGAGCCCGACUUUAAGGUCAUACACAUGGUUUUGUGUUUCUGCAAUCUAAAUUAUAGACAGUAGCCCAAACCGCUAUUAAUGUAUGGUAUAGAAGCACUAGAAGAAGUAAAAAAGUUGGCCGAGGAUGAUUCUAAGUAUGUUGCCUUGAUAAGUGACAAAACCACACUACAGGGACUUGUUUUACUACUUUCGAACAAAAAUAACUCGGUUAUUUCAACAGUGCUGCAAACCUUAAAAAUCAUAUCUGGUCAACCAGGUGGCAUUGAUGCUUUGCAAUCAUUAUUGGGAUUACGUGAACAGCUAAAUGAACUGAUUAAACCCACUAAAUCUAGUGGAAACGAAACCUCUCAUCCCUUCUCUAGGAACGCUGAGGAACUUUUAUCUUUGCUUAACUGCUCCAAUAGAGAAGGUCCUCCCAGACCCAUAAAAACCAAUCCAGAAAAAUCACACCCCACAUUCAGACCGAAGAAUGUAGUUUUACAGCUCAGAGGAAUAACAGACGAGGAUGAUAUUGAAAUAGUAUGUUCAAAGCUCUUGAAAAUUCGCGGUGUAGUUAGUAUUACAUUUCAGCUGCAGAAACAUCGCGUUCUUGUUUGCACGGUACCUUCGUUAGAUCCGGAAUGCCUUUUAAAUGCAGUAUCUUCAGUUAAAAACAACCCAGGUCAGUCAAAUGGUACUUGUCAAACAGAUUCGAUCCGUCCCACAAUCACAGCCCAGAUUGUCAGGAAAAAACAUAGAGCGCAAUCCUUAUGCAGACACAGUUCAUUCAACGGUUUAAAAUAUAGGCAAAACUCGCGAAAUACUGAAGUCCCACCUUAUUUAGAAGAUGAUGCUGAUCUCUUUGAGGUUGAUGAAACGAGAGCUGCUCCAAAAUUAAUGGAUGCUCCAAGCAAAUCAAAUCCUUCUAAAGGUCCCAUUAGUUGGUUAUCAGAAUUUUUGGAAAAAUCACUAUUUUGGUGAAUUUAGUAUAAUAUUUCCUGUUUCAUAGAUUUCAUAUUUAUGUCAGCUACUGUAUUUAGAAAUAGAAAUACAAACUUCCUAUAACUUACAUUUCCUGUAAUAAAUCUACAAUAUGUCAAUCGUCGUUUGGUCUCACGAAUUAAUGCGACUUUCUGUGCCAAGAUUCCAACCCGACUCUUGAUUACCAUAAUCUGCAACAAUAAUAAAU